This is a messenger RNA of Bombyx mori (domestic silkworm), 2742 nucleotides long. RefSeq names its product oocyte zinc finger protein XlCOF22. The record is from RefSeq and is a predicted model, not a curated record. Gene Ontology annotation, cellular component: nucleus. Gene Ontology annotation, biological process: regulation of transcription by RNA polymerase II. The transcript has 5 exons. The coding region runs from base 123 to 1793 and encodes 556 amino acids. Gene Ontology annotation, molecular function: DNA-binding transcription factor activity, RNA polymerase II-specific; RNA polymerase II cis-regulatory region sequence-specific DNA binding; zinc ion binding. NCBI's taxonomy places the organism in Eukaryota, Metazoa, Arthropoda, Insecta, Lepidoptera, Bombycidae.
GUAGAAUGUCAAAAUGACAGUUCAUUGCAUACGUCAAAAUAUUCCGAAAAUGCGAAAUUCCGUUGAAAAAUAUUUAUUGUUAGAUAUUUGUAAAUAUUUUUUUGUUGCUGACCCAAAUUGUGAUGGCAGUUCCAAGCGUCAAGGGGCCAAUUGUAGACCCGGGUUUGUGCCGGUGCUGUGGAUCUAUUAAAAAAUGUCGCGUCUUGAAUGAGGAGUAUGAAUUUUGUGGAGAAAAAGAAAUUUAUUCGGAUAUGUUCUUCGACUGCUUUGGGCUUUUGUUAUCACACCUUGACAGAGCGCAAGCUGAGAGGCUCAUAUGUGCCACGUGUGUUACAAGGCUUCGUGACGCGACCGCAUUCCGGAAGCAAGUGCUGAUCUGUGAGCAGACCCUACUCCAGGUUGCAUACGAAGCAGAAAAUGAAAGGUUCGACAUUAAAAGCGAAACGAAUAUAAAACAGGAAGCGGAAGACAAUAAUGCGACACGGCUUGAAGAUGUCCAAAAUGACACCAACCAUUACAUUGAUGACGCAGAUUCAGGUAGCCUGUCAAGCGAGCCACUAAUAAACUUGCGCAAGAAAACGCGCAAAAAGAAAAAGGAAAAGUUGAAAACAAGAAAGAAACAUAAUAGGGAAUCUCUGGAUGGUGAUUGUGAUGGUACCAAGGAAAAAAAAUUAAGACAUUUAAUAGAUAAGAAAUAUUACGUUUUUCCGGAAAUUGGUAAAAAAGUAGCAUCAAAAUCGAGAACCGGUUCAGAAACGAAAUCGUAUUUAAACACGAUAACGAUUGUCGAAAAUUCAUUCGUUUGCCCAUUCGAUACUUCGUUCAGCGAUUACUUCUGUAUAUACUGUAGGAACGUUUACACCGAUCCCGACAAACUCCGGGAGCACACGCUGACCCACGACCCGACCUCAUUCAAGACUCUGGCCAUAAACAAGAAGCUGAUAUUACUGGACGUGUACAGAGUAGACUGUAGAUUAUGCCAAAAGACCAUAGACAACGUGGAAUCGUUGAAAACUCAUUUAGUCGAUGCCCACUCGAUGUGCUUUGACGAUACGAAAUGCGAUUUCGUACAGUUCCGUUUGACAGUGACGAAUUUGCGGUGCACUGAAUGUGACGCGUCCUUUAGCUUCUUCCACGCCCUGAAGAAGCACAUGGCCGAGCAUUUCGGCAAUUGCAUAUGCGACGUGUGCGGAGCGCAUUACUUCGAGGAACGUAUGUUAGUGCUACACCAGAAAUCGCAUCGGCGUAUCGACGAGAGCUUCCCCUGUCACUGCGGGAAGGUAUUCAAAUCGAAACACAGCCGGUAUUUGCACGAGACGAAGAUACACAAGAAGGAGCCGGUCUUCCAGUGCAGCAAGUGCGAUCAAGUGUUCUUCUCCUAUUCGAUUCGGUACAGGCACAUGAUGGAGGCUCACGGUGAGCACCGAGUGUUCCCCUGUGAGUACUGCGACAGGGCGUACGUUAGUCGGAAAUCGUUGAGGGAACACAAUCGGAGGUACCAUCUGAAGAUAUUCAAGCAUCAGUGCGAUUUGUGCGAGAAGCGUUUUUAUUUGCCGUCCCGUCUCAAAGAGCACAUGGCGACACACACGGGCGAGAGGAACUUCAGGUGCGAGUACUGCGGGAAGAGUUACCCCAGGUUGAGAGGUCUGAAGGUACACAUGCAGUCCCAUAGUACGGAGAAGAAGUUUCGAUGUUCGAUAUGCAACGCGACCUUCACGCAGAACGUCAAUCUGAAGAACCACGUCAAAAGGCAGCAUCAGGACGUGGACAUAGAGAACGGUUACCACGAGUAAUGGAUGCCGGGUAUAAGGGAACUAAGAAAAUCAAGGGAUGUGGAUCUCUAUAUCCGGAUGCUGCGAAUACCAUGGACAGCACGCCGGACCAACCUAUUCAUCCUGAAGGAGCCCGGUGUUGCCACAAGGCUAUCCGCUAUCUGCUUCCAACGUAUUCUCACGUACUUUCGGCCACAUCGCUCGUAGAGACCCCGAUAACUUAGACAAGCUGAUGGUACUUGGUCAGGUUGACGGGAGAAGAUCACGCGGACGCUCACCUACCCGCUGGUCUGAUCUGGUUAAGGCGCUCACCGGCCCGCCAAUAACCGAGGCUAUAAAGACCGCCGAGGACAGGAAGACGUGGGCAAGCAUUGUGUAUCGAGUGGUCCACAUUUCAGAUUAGACACGACCUUCAGAAAUGAAGAGACCGACUCAGAAGAAGGAUCUCUAUAGCUAUCGCCUAAAAUGUCGAUGAAUCUUUGGAUUGAGGGCUCAGCGUAUCAUAUUGCUACUCAAAGUUAACCGAAGUUCCGAUUAUAAUCAAACUAAACCAAAUUACUUUGAGACACAAUAACAGGUCUAGUUUGAGUGGUCCUUUCGGCUAGUUUCUGUGAAUCUGGUAUAUGGAUCGUGACGGUGUGGGUGGAACGCGUUGAUCCCUCUUUGGUAGUGCGUGAGGUUGUUCAGUGAGAUCGUCCCUGAAAUGUCCCAACAUAUGAGACCCUGAUGCUUGAGACGAUGAGGUGAUUGACUAUUAAAAAUGUUCGUUGUUGACUUCAAAUAAUAAUGAGAUGUCAUCCAUGCGAACGUUUUCUCUUUAAGCAUGUGUCAGCCGUUGUGGAUAGUGUUCAAUGUCCUCACAUACCUAAACGGCUUCCUAGAGAAUAGUUUAAAAACUGUGUGAGGUGUUUAAAACUACCUGUAUGUACAUAUAUAAAAUGUAAUAAAUUAUGAUCUCUGAAAAAGUAAA